AUGGAUCCCUAUGAGGCUUUAUAUGGGAGAAAAUAUCAUACGCCCUUGAAUUGGUACGAGCUUAAAGAUCGAGAAGUGCUUGAUCCUGAGUUGAUUCAGGAAGUGGAAGAAAAAAUUCAAGUGAUUCAGAAUAAUCUCAAAGCGGUAGCUGAUAAACAGAAAUCAUAUACUGAUCUUAAGAGAAAAAAGAUAGAAUUUCAAAGAUAUAGGUCUGGUCCUUCCAAUAUUAUGACACUAGAAAAGAUAGAAGUUCAGCCUGACCUGACUUAUGAGGAAGAACCGGUACAAAUAUUGGCUCAUGAGGUGAAACAGUUAAGGAACAAGACUAUUCUAUUGAUAAAGGUAUUAUUGAGGAAUCACAAGGUAGAGAAAGCAAUGUGGGAGCGUGAAGAGGACAUGAGGAAUCAUCAAGAUAUUGUUGCCAUGAUAAGAGUUUUGGAAGGAGCUAUCAGAUGGGUUGACAGAACUGCAAACAUAGAAGCUGAUAGCUUAGCUAAGGCUGAUAUUGGGUAG
Messenger RNA from Hibiscus syriacus, 513 nucleotides. RefSeq lists its product as uncharacterized. The transcript is spliced from 3 exons. The coding region runs from base 1 to 513 and encodes 170 amino acids. The record is from RefSeq and is a predicted model, not a curated record. NCBI's taxonomy places the organism in Eukaryota, Viridiplantae, Streptophyta, Magnoliopsida, Malvales, Malvaceae.